Molecule: messenger RNA, 4839 nt
Organism: Pogonomyrmex barbatus (red harvester ant)
Lineage: Eukaryota; Metazoa; Arthropoda; Insecta; Hymenoptera; Formicidae
Biological process (GO): mRNA 3'-end processing
Molecular function (GO): RNA polymerase II complex binding
Source: RefSeq, a predicted model, not a curated record
CUCUUGUUUUCGAGAAUCCUCGCGCUCACGGCACGUCGGCGAGACACGGCGAGGUACCGUAAGAUUCUGAGAGCGAUCUCGCGCGUAAGUUGACAUGUCGCACUCGCGGUAGUUCCGUUCGCGGUAUAUCGUCUUUGUGACAGUGACAGACGCGUGUGCGGCCGUAUCGCGUGGCGUUCGCCGCAUCGUCUCAGCGUCAUCAUCGUCUCCGUCGUCUCCGUCGUCGCCGUCGUCUGGUGGUCAUUGCCAUCGUGAUAAUCGUCGUUAGCGUCAUAGUGAUCGUGGUGAUCGUCGUUAUCGUCAUCAUUCCGUGGUGUUCGUCGUUCGUGUCCCAUGCGAAGCUGUGUAAAUCACACGGAAUCUCCGGACUCCGAGAAGUAAUCUCAACGACGUGCCCGCCGAGAGGAUCGGCGCGAGAAGACACCGUCGACACUCGGAGUGAAAUGAUUGCGCGCCACUGAAAGUUUUUCUAAUCCUUUCCACCGUUAUUUUGCCACUCGCCUGCGGGACGCGAUUAGGGUUAGGUUGCUUCUCGAGUUGAGACUACGCGCCCGAGCUUAUGACACCGGAACUCCGUCGCGCGUGUCCCUCGCGGUGGCCCGCGCUGACAAUGUGAUCCGCGCUGUCGGUAUUCGUGACUUCGUGAUCGGCUAUUAACGUGCGCGCACACGCGAUGGCGAGCAACGAUUUCGACGUGGAGCAGUUCGAGCGGAGACUCCACACGCUGAAAGACUCCCAGGAAUCCAUACAGGGCCUCUCCGCUUGGUGCCUGGACAGGAGGCAACAUCACAAGAAGAUCGUCGCCACUUGGCUACAAGUUUUGAAGAAAGUGAAAGUGGAACAUCGGCUCACGUUGUUCUACUUGGCGAACGAUGUAAUUCAAUAUUCGAAGAGGAAAAAUUUCGAAUUUGUGGAAUCAUGGGGCACUACGCUGCAACGUGCGACACCCAUGGUUCGCGACGAGAAAGUAAAGCAUCGUAUAUUGAGAAUCUUCAAAAUCUGGGAUCAACGGCAAGUCUAUGAUGAGGAAUUCCUUGCUGAUUUAUCUGGUUUGAUCUCGGCAGCACCGAAGAAAAAACUAGAACCUCAACCAACUGCACAGCCCGAAGAAUUUCAGGCAGCUUUGCUUAUCUCCACAAUGAGAUCUUGCGCUACUCUGGAACAAGCGACUGAUGCCAGACUACGCGAUCUACGAGAGAGUAACAUAGAUAUAGAAUCUGCAGAAGAGUUACGUGCAUCAUUAAAGGACAGAAGACGCGUGGAAGAUGCAGAAAAGGAGAUAGAUUUGGUUGCUAGAAAUGUUGAGAAUUAUGUUCGUGCAUUAGAAGCUGAAAUAAGCGAAAGAACACAAGUGGUUGAUUUGUUGGAGCAAGCAGAUCAGUUUUAUGAGACUCAACGAGGGGAAGUUAAAAUAGUGACAAAUGCGUAUAGAAAUUUUGGUAGUCGUGUAAAAAACUUGAAGAAAAAACUAGACGAACUACUACCUACAUUUAUCUCGCCUAUACCAUCGCCGGAUAUAAACGCCCCUUCGCCAAGUCCCGACAGUGAUAUAGAGCUACCAGGAGAUGAAACUCAAUCGGCGAAUAAUCAAUCGGGAAUGAUAGAUGUAGCGCCGCCAUCUAUCUAUGGUUCAUAUUCUCAUGAAUAUGAUCCUAUACCUGUACCUGCACCUGACUUGGUACAAGGCAAUGAAUCGGCGGAUUUUACCAAUAAUUUUCCUUCUUUCAUGGGAGGAAAUGUAGAUUUUGGUAACAUGAGAAAUUUGUUUAAUGAAAGCACCGAGGCAUCUCCUGGAAUGUCUCAACAGUACAAUGAGUCAUUAGAGGUAAUUAUUAUAUUGUAUCUUGCGAGAUUUAAAAUGUUUUACGAGUGUCUUGAUUUUCAGGCAAAACCAAUAGAGGUAAUCAAUAUGAGGCCCUCGAAAAAUGAAAAGAAUAAUGCGGACUUCAAUAUAUCUAGUUUUCUGAAAACGGUGCUUCCAUCUUCUGAUGGAACAUCAGAAUCAGGCGGAAUUCCUGGUUUAGGCUUAGACGUAUCCGAAAGUCAAGUGGAUUCGCCGCAACGUCCGAACUAUAGACACUCGCCUUCGUUAGGACCGCUUCCCGUUACGCCUGUGAUCUCAAGAAUGAUGAAUCAGGGUACACCCUCUCUCGGUGGGGGCAGUGGGUUAAAUAAUUGCCAGAUAAGUCACAGUACCCCGUUGUCAGUUCGCAAUCUACCUGCCGAGUCGCACACACCCUCUCCAUAUUCCAGUCAAAACAGUCAAAGUAAUAUGACUGGUCCCUUUGACGGCUCCACCAACGCGAACACGGUUAAUCCUUUACCUCCGCCGCCUUUACCGCCUAUCUUUCUCGAUGACGAGAAUUGUUAUAAUAAACUGCCACCGAAAUUCCCCACAUGGACGCCUCCGAAUGAGAGUAUUAAGGAACCAGCCAAAUGGGAAGAAAAAGGCAAAAAUAGUAUGAAUCCUUCAUGGCCUGGCGAAUGCGACGAUAAAAAGAGUCCGUGGAUGGAUGGCGAUGGAGAUAGAUGGGAUUCCAAUAACGAUUCCACAUGGUCAGUUAGUGGCAGGACGAAAAAUGACAUGCUAUCCGAGACUCCUGAAUCGCCGCCUAUGUAUGAAAAAGCUGGCUUCGCCGAACCGGUGGAAUAUAACGAACCACAAGCACAAGAAUCUCUAAAUGCUACAGGAGAUGUAGAUCAUAGAGUGAUUCCAAUCCCAAUGACUCGCGAGAAUCAGCUACCAUAUCGUUUGAUGAAAGCAGCGGAUGUAGAUCAUCGCAAUUUGAUCAGUCUUACUGGCAGCCCAGCGAAUCACCAUAAUCUUGGUGAUUCGUCGUUAUCUUCUUUGUCCAAUAACAAUAAUCUGUGGUCUACGGGCGAUCAGGAUUAUCGGCGACACAUGCAACCUGGUGAUAAUGUCGAGAGUGUUGAUAUGGAAAUGUCGGAUGAUGAGACCGACAGUAAGCCCAAGGGCAGGGUUCUCGUCGAUCUGAGGUUACAGGAUCGCGACAUGCGUGUCGGUGCACCACCAUCAUCUCAUCAUGACAUGGAUAUGCGUAUGAUUCCUCUUCCCAUCGGUCAAAUGCCUGGCCCACGCGAUAAUCAACUCAUGCAAGAUGUACACUUGAUGCGUGCGGGGCCACCUCCACCACCGCCAUUACCACAAUUUCAAUCUCAGGGUGGUUUUCGCCAAGAACAGCCGGUAGAUUUUCACUCGAAUCAACCGAAAUUUCAGCAAAACAGACCGCCAAACUUCUUACGGAAUCAACAGGAUUUUCAUCCAAAUCAACAAGAAUUUCACCAGCUUCAUCAAUCGCAACAAGAGUUUGAAUAUUGCGAUAGAGAACACAAUAUCCGUUCCAAGCAGGAUUUUUUGACGGAAUCGCCGGGACGCGGGAGAUAUUCACAAUCAGCGGAUCCUCAACAUCAGCAUGAUAAUCCAUCUUUUCAUAGAAACGAAUGGAAUAAUCGUGGUGGUCGGGGAUUUUUAAGAAAUCGUCGAGACAGAUACUCGGAGGAUCACAAUGUACAAAAGCGAAAUAAUUUAGUAAACAGCCGCAAGUCGAGAUCACAGGAUCAACAGCAUCAUCAGUCACCGCCAGAACCCAACCGACCAUUAUUACAACCACCUAAUACCGUCAGCGUUUUCGAUGACGAGAAUAUGCCGACUGGCGUGCCGGAAUUUGAAGAUAACAAGGUACUGCCUAAUAAAACAGACACUCAAACAGAACCGGAACGUGAUUCCGAUACCUGUCAAAGUUCUUCAACAUCGCGGCGGAUUUCACAUGACACACCGAGUUCUGAACGCAAUCAACAGCAACAGAAUUACCAGCAGCUGGAUUCCGACCAUGAGCAGCGGGCAUCAUCUUCAAUCGAACCGGAGGAUCAAUCAUCGUCGAAAAAUCAAGUGACAGUUAUUCCGAUAAAGGCGGAUAACAUCGGUGAUGAGCUGCAACAGCAUGUUCCUAUUUCAGAAUGCGAGGAGCAUGUUGAAACGACCGAGCAAUCGGAAUCCGAUCUCGCGGAAAAAACAAGUGCUACUGACGAGUUGGGCAAUCAGAGACAAGACAUAAAUUCUACGGAAAAGGAAUUGAUGGAUGAAUCCAUGAACUCGACUACAUUAGGUAAAGAUAUGAAGAGAACGGCGAAUGGCAAUUGCGACGAGCAAGGUCAUGAAGAAGGAAGUCCCAGCAAAAAGAGAAUUCUCUUACAGAACGGGCCACAGAACGAUGAUUCGUUUGGUCCGAACGGCCCCACCACGCCGACGACGGAAUCACAUCCCGUUGUCAUGUACGAUUUUGACGGACCAAACUUCCGGCCGCGUAUCGGCGCACCUUUCCCACUCUGGCGAAGUGGACCUCCCCCACCUUCCAGAGGAGGCAGAGGAGGUUUCAGGGGCGGUCCGCUACCGCGGGGACCGUGGAUGGACAGGGGACCGCGUGGUCCCGUAGUCGGUAAUUUCUCGCCGAGAGGACUGAAACGCGGAGGCAAACAAUUUUGGGGUGGCGGUGGCUUUAGAGGCCGGGGACGAGGCAGUAAUUGGUAGAUAAGCGAAAAACUUUGAAAGACUCUACGAUUUUUUCGUCAUCGAAAUCUGACCGAAUAUAAAUGCAGAGCGUCCAGCAGUCUGUAAAUAAAAAACCGCACACACUUCGGUAUCCAUAUGCUGGCGCGCGCUCUCACAUUCAUUUACACUUUACUUAUAUAAAAAUAGACAGAUUCGGCUGGUUUUGAAUGGUAAGAAUUUUGAAAUUAAGAUUCUUCACAUUCUCUUGUGCGAUUGAUUCGCUCAUAUAAAUAUAUAAAUAACAAAAACUAUAUAUAAAUAUAUAUAUA